Molecule: messenger RNA, 5386 nt
Organism: Zalophus californianus (California sea lion)
Lineage: Eukaryota; Metazoa; Chordata; Mammalia; Carnivora; Otariidae
Gene: ZFR2
Product: zinc finger RNA binding protein 2
Exons: 18
Coding region: 1-2670 (889 amino acids)
Cellular component (GO): precatalytic spliceosome
Molecular function (GO): double-stranded RNA binding; single-stranded RNA binding; zinc ion binding
Source: RefSeq, a predicted model, not a curated record
AUGGCUCCCUCCUACCAGGACAGUUACAGCUAUGGACCGUCGACAGAUGCCGGUAGCUACGGUAGCUUCGAGAACAAGCAGUAUCACCUGCCUGCUGCCAGCCAGCCUCAGCUCCCGGCCACGGCCACGGCCUGCCAGCCAGGGACUAAAGGAACUUCUGUCCAGUCCCGUGGAGGGCACAGCCAAGUGCAGCCCCUACGAUCAGUGGCCGCUGCCGAGGCAGGGCAGCCAGCCAGCACCCUGGCCUUGAGCUACACCGAGAACUACCCCUACCCACUGGUGACCAGCGCCCUGCCCGUGGCCUCCAUCUCCACCCUGCCUUCCUGCACCCUGACCUCCUACAGCCCCACCUCUGCCCCAGACGCGGGACCAAGCUACCCAGGCUAUGAAGCAGCGGCGCACUCGGCAGCCGGUCCUCAGUGUCCCCCACUGCUGCCCCUCCAGCUGCCACCGCCUCCCCAGCAGCCUCCAGGCUCCCUGUGGGGCGGCCCAGGAAGCAGUCCCAGGGCCGGGUCUGCCGGCAGCCUCUCUGGCAAGCUCCUGGCUCCCUGCAAGCUGCUGAAACCCAAGGGUGGCCCCAGGGAGCCCCCACUUCACUACUGUGACAUCUGCAAGAUCAGCUGCGUGGGUCCCCAGGCCUACCACGAGCACCUAGGAGGGCAGAAGCACAAAAAGAAAGAGGCGGCCCAGAAGACAGGCACCCAGGUCAGCGGCGGCCCGGGCGGGGUGCCGGCGCGUCUGGGCUGUGGCCUCUGUGCCGUGUGGUGCCCGGGGCCGGACGCCUACGCUGCUCACAUCCGGGGCGCCAGGCACCAGAAGGUCUUGAAGCUGCACACUAAGUUGGGGAAGCCCAUCCCUAUCAUUGAACCACUGCUGGGGGACUCCAGCUCGGCCCAGGCCACCUGCACCAGCAAGCCGGCCCCCCUCGCCACAGAGAGUCCCCCCAUGGCCUCUGCUAAGCCCACAGCCCCUGCUGGCCCCGGCAUGUGCGCCCUGAGCAAGCCAGCGCUGGCCAGGACACCAGUGGCUUUGAAGGCCAGGAGUGUGGGGCCUUCUAAGCCUCAGGCGGCGAGCAGCAGGGCCCCAGAGGGCAAACGGGCACGCCUCGCCCCAGAUGGGCCUAGAGAUCCGCCUGCCCGAGGAGGCUCCGCAGAAGCUUCUGGAAGCUGUGAUGCGCAGCCAGUGGGCCUAGACUACGUGGAAGAGGUGCGCAACGGGGAAGGCAAGGUGGUCCGGUUCCAGUGCAGCCUGUGCGAGUGCAGUUUCGGCGACACCACGGCCAGGGACACGCACGUGCGGGGGCGGCGGCACCGGCUGCAGUACAAGAAAAAGGUGGACCCUGACCUCCCGUUUGCGGUGAAGCCCAGCCACAGAGCUCGGAAGCUGCUGGAGGCCAGGCUGAGGAAGCAGAGGCAGCUGACCAGGAAGUGGCUCGAGGAGAUGCGGCGCUGGCGCGAGCAGCUGUGCAGGAGGCGACUGGAGGAGGGGCCCCAGGCCCCGGAUGAGCACUCCGGACCCUCGCCACCCGACCAGCACUCUCCUUCCCUCAUCAGCAGGCCGGGGGCACCUGCCGGCUCACCUGUGUGUGCGUGGCGGCCGGAGUCCAGUGACGACCGGCAUGUCUUGUGGAAGCACACCACCGUCUACCCCACGGAGGUGGAGCUCCUGGCCGUGCAGAAGGCCGUGUCCCACUCGGAGCGCGCCCUCAAGCUGGUGUCCGACACGCUGGCCGAGGAGAACUCCGGAAGCCCAGAGCACGCGGGCAGUGAGCACAGCGGCGGCCUGUCCUCAGCUCGGAUCCUGAAGGGCGUGAUGCGGGUCGGCCUCCUGGCGAAGGGCCUGCUCCUGCGGGGAGACAGGACCGUGCAGCUGGCCCUGCUGUGCUCGCAAAAGCCCACGCGCGCCCUCCUGCGAAGAGUCUCCGAGCAGCUGCCCCAGCAGCUCCCGAUGGUGACAGAAGACAAGUACGAGGUCUCCUCUGACUCCGAAGACAUCAUCAUCAUUUCCUCCUGUGAGGAGCCCAGGAUGAGGGUCACUGUGUCCCUCACCUCGCCCCUGAUGCGGGAGGACCCUUCCAUGGACCAAGAGGGAAUGCAGGUGCCUCCGUCCGACCCAGGUGACGUCCUGAGCCCAGAGAAGUGCCUCCAGUCACUGGCUGCCCUCCGCCACGCCAAGUGGUUCCAGGCUCGAGCCAGCGGCCUGCAGCCGUGUGUGAUUGUCCUCAGGGUCCUCCGUGACCUCUGCCAGCGUGUGCCCGCCUGGGGGGCCCUGCCACACUGGGCCAUGGAGCUGCUGGUGGAGAAGGCUCUGAGCAGCGCGUCAGGGCCCCUCAGUCCUGGGGACGGCGUGAGGCGUGUCCUGGAGUGUGUGGCCUCGGGGACACUCCUGACAGAUGGGCCUGGGCUCCAGGAUCCCUGCGAGAGAGACCAGAGGGACGCCCUCGGGUCCCUGACCCCCCAGCAGCGCGAGGACAUCACGGCCAGUGCCCAGCACGCCCUGCGCUUGUUGGCGUUCCGGCAGAUCCACGCGAUCCUGGGCAUGGAGCCUCUGCCGCCCCCCAGAAGCAGGCCCGGGCCGCGCUUCCGCAAGAGGCUGCGGGAGGCGUGUGCGGCUCCCGAGGGCGACGUCCAGAGGAAGCAGGGCCGGCUGGGCGGAGAGGGUCCCGCGUGAGCAGCCUCACCCCUGCACGUGAUUCCCUGGUUUCAUCCCGACGACGUUGGACUGUCGUGUUUUCCUUUACAGGAAGGCUCCAUGGGUUUCUUUAAAAACACUCGUGUUUAAAUCCUCACGUUAUCCCGGAGUGAGAGCUGCAUGGGGCCACCCCCUCCCCACCCUGAGGCCCCCAUGGCGGGGUAGAAGGUGCCGCACAGCGAUGGUAAACCCUGGCGUUUCUCGCUAGCUUUGCAUUCGCCCGUGGCCUACUAAGCGUCUGGGUUUCUGAGGCACUUCCUUUGGAUGCCGCAGCUGUGCGUGGACUUGAAGCCCUGCCGACCGGCCCGUCUCGGCUGGGGAGGCAGGCCAGGGAGAGCUGGGGGGUGGGGGCAAGGCUGAGGGCACAGCCAGGCCAGGGCAAGGCUGAGGGCACAGCCAGGCCAGGAGCGCCCCCUCCAGACCCCCAGCCUAGAGACACCCCCCCCACCACCACCACCAGAGGUCUGCAGGCCUGAGCUGGGCGGUGCCUCUCCAGCCCAUGUCCACCCUCAGGGAGGGUGGUAGGGCCGAGUGGUGGUGAGGAUGCAGGCCGGGCGCCCCCCUCGCCCCCCAGAGAGGUCUGUGACCCACAGUCGGCCCUGGCCCCAUACCACUGAGUGCCUUCUAACGCUGCCGUCUGCCACUUCCGUUCGGGCCUGGGCUUCGCCCUCGCUCCCACUUGGGUGCAGCCGACGCAGGCCCAGGGCCGGGCCUGGUGGGCAUGGGGGCAUCCCUGGCCCAGCCCCUGCCCUGAUGCGACCUCCCUCUUUGCUGGGGCGUUUUGUCCAGCUGCCGGGUGGUCCUGAAGGAGAGAAGCCCAUCUGUGGUCAGUCGGGCCCUUCAAUUUCGUUUCUGUGUUUAGGGGACAGCUGGAGUGUGGCUUUGUGUCUCAUGUCCUCCUAGAGCUAGCGGAGAGUUUGCAGGGGGCGGGGAGUGAAUAAACCAUGUCUUCUGGUGUGGACUGUGUGGUCUUUCCCUCAGGGCCCUCCCGCUACUCCCUCCGGGCUCCGAGCAAGGGGCGCCUGACCAGCCAGCAUCUCUCUCUGGGACUCAGGCCGCGGGUGUGAACAGUGAGGACGUCUGAGAAGCUGGCGCUGCCCGGAGGCUGCACCCCGACAUGUGGGUCCCUCGGGCGACCCCCACACCAGGGUGCCCUGGGGACCCUACCCGAGAAGCAUUCAUCCCACGUGCCCCACGGCUGCUCAAGGAACCCAUCUUGGCCUGGUCCCAGAAAUGAGCAGUGGGGCCAUCAGCGGGAAGGUCGGGGGCCCAGAGGGCUUCCUGGGGGAGGAGGCAGCCAAGCUGAGUUGGGGUAGGGGGGCUCUCCGCCUGCAGGUCCCCUACCUGGAGUUUUCCCGAAUGUUCAUUGCAAACCUCAGCGGGGAGAGCGAGGGUUCACGUGGGGAGACGUGGUCCCGGGCUGAGCUUCUGACAGCUUCAAGCGCCAGGGCAUCCCCAGGCAGUGAGGAUGGGGCAUGGGUGGGGAGCAGGGGCAGGACGCAUGGGUGGCCAGCGGGAGCGGCACAUGUCAGAGCACAGGCACGCAGACCAGGGCAGGGAGACGCCAGGACCCCCCUUCUCAGAGCUGAGCCAGGGGACCGCCCGCCCCUUGGGCGGACGAAGCCGAGCCUCGUCCUAGCAGGCACAUUAUCUCCUGGAAACUGGAAGCAGCUGGCCCCUGCCUAACCACUGCUACUUCCCCGGGAGGGCAGGCCCCUCCCCUCUGCCUCUAGGGCCACGGCCCCCCUGCCUCCUGCGGGCACCCUGACAACACCUAGGCGUCGGAGCCAGCCCCUCGGCUGGUCCUGGCCGCGGCCGCAGACGGGGCACAGGGGAGGGUGCCGAUAGUCUCCUGCCGCAGAGCUUCACCAACCCCCCUCCCUCUGCGUCUGUCGGUGGCUCUGCCCGUCAGCCAGCGCCCCAGGCUCACCCCCGCCACCACUGGGGAGUCCUACUGGGUUCCUCUGUGCUCGAGUUCAAGCCAUCAGGAAGUGCUGUCGGCCCCACUUCUGCCUGCCAUCACAGUGGCCCAUCUGCUGCUUCAGUCCUCAAGCAGGAAGAGCUCAGAAUAAAACUCCAAAUACCAACAAAGCCCCACAAAAGCCCAUCCCCCACCCUCUCCCUCCAUAAUGCCACUUCAGACCCACAAGCCUCUGCUGUCCUCAGACCUAUUCUCGCCCCAGGGCCUUUGCACCUGCUGUUCCCACUACCUAGUAAGCUCUUCUCUGACCUAUAUGGCCAGCGACGCCUCCCUUCCCUCGGGUCUCAGCCCAGGUGUCACCUCCUCAAAGACUCCUUGACCACCUCACCCAGUCACAUAACCAUAUUCAUUUUCUGUACCCCUCACACCACUGAUUAAAAUCACGCGUUCCCUGCCUUCCACCGGGGACGAGAAUUCUCUGCGGGCAGUGAGUGCAUCCGCUUUGUUCACCGUGGUAUCCCCAGGUCUAGAACAGACCAAGCACAUAGUAGUCACCCAGUAAACGUGUCAAAUGCUUGAAGCCAUGCUCUGACACCCAGAGAUGAGUCUCACUGUCCGAGGGACGUGCCUUGUGGCUGGGAGGACGCCGUUUGUUGCCGUUUUAUCCCAGGAGACUGUUGUAAUGGUUUGCGCGAGAGGCUUCAGCUAAGGCAAGGGCAACAGGAUGGCGGGAAGGGAGGCUGGCUUGGCCUCCAGGGCGACCACUUGGCAGCC